Molecule: messenger RNA, 1022 nt
Organism: Ilex paraguariensis (yerba mate)
Lineage: Eukaryota; Viridiplantae; Streptophyta; Magnoliopsida; Aquifoliales; Aquifoliaceae
Source: the annotation of a GenBank genome assembly
CUAAAACCCUAAUUGAGACCGUGCCCGUAUAUAUUAACUCUCACCACUACUUGUACCUCAGCCGAAGCAGCAGAGAUAAGCCGCACAUAGCACCACCAGGUCGGCGAGAAUGGGGGCUUACACCUACGUCUCGGAGCUAUGGAGGAAGAAGCAAUCGGAUGUGAUGAGGUUUUUGCUGAGGGUGAGGUGCUGGGAGUACCGCCAGCUUCCUUCCAUUGUGCGAGUCACCAGACCCACUCGCCCUGAUAAGGCCCGCCGCCUGGGUUACAAAGCCAAGCAGGGUUAUGUUGUCUAUCGUGUACGUGUAAGGCGUGGUGGACGGAAGAGACCAGUUCCUAAGGGUAUCGUGUAUGGAAAGCCCACAAACCAAGGUGUCACUCAGCUGAAAUUUCAACGAAGCAAGCGCUCAGUUGCGGAGGAACGUGCUGGCAGGAAGCUGGGUGGUCUUAGGGUUGUCAAUUCUUACUGGAUCAAUGAGGAUUCCACUUACAAGUACUAUGAGGUAAUCUUGGUCGAUGUUGCCCAUGCUGCAAUCCGCAAUGACCCAAGGAUCAACUGGAUCUGCAAUCCUGUUCACAAGCACAGAGAGCUUCGUGGACUCACCUCUGCAGGGAAAAAAUACAGGGGUCUUCGUGGAAGGGGACACUUGCACCAUAAGGCACGACCUUCAAGAAGGGCUACCUGGAAGAGGAACCAGACUCUAUCCCUCCGUCGCUACCGUUGAUCUUGUUAACGAUAUUGGUCCUCUUAUUUUCAUUCUAAUUUUGGUUUGUCUGCCAUUGGAUUUUUGUUUCUUUGAGACUAUUGAGUUUCCAGUUUCUCUGUCAAGAUAUCUAGUAGUCUGCUUGGUUUGUGGGAUAUUAUAUCAAAUAUGAGCACCUUCAAUUUUAUCAUUUUAGAUAAAAAUGGUGGACAUCAGGACAUGUUUGCAUAUUUGUGUUUGGAUAUAGCCUUGUUCUUCUCCUCUCUUCUACGGUUUGAUAAGUGAAAAAAUCUUGGAAGCUGCUAUGACUGAUAAAGAU